CAGUAGUGUACCUUGUGGUUUCGCUUGAUCAUUCAAAUAAAUUACGCACAAUUUUACUUCUGGUGGAUCAACUGUGUUGUUUAUUCACUAGAAACGAAUACUGGAAACGAACACUGGAAACGCACCGGGUCUGUGACUGGAUGCCUUGAAACCACCAGAGGCAAGAACGGUCAACAUCCAUGAUGAGGUGCAAUGCCGUAAUGGAUUUCUAAGACAGACCGCUGUGCUUUCCAAGGCGAGAUGGAUUAGAGAGGGAUCAAUUUAGCAGCAAAAUAGAACCGCGGCACAUCACUUCCCCUCUCUCCUCAUCCUGCGUCUUGUCACCUAUUCUUGGAUUGUGGAUAACCAAAAACCUUCAAGACGGACGGGGGGCUGGAGCAUCGAGGCAAACAGAGGGGCAAUAUGAGGGAGCGGGACUUCAUGCCCAACAUGGAAAGAGGUAAACCCGCUACGUACACGGGGGACAAAAAGGCGAAAAUGGCAGCGAAAACCAACAAAAAAUGGGUAAGGCUGGCCACUGUUUUUGCCUAUGUGCUAUCUGUGUCUUUAGCAGCUAUAAUUCUGGCCAUUUACUACAGCCUGAUAUGGAAGCCGACGACCGCUUCCUCUGCUGGCAGUAAGCUGCCCGAAACCACCACUACUGCUAACAUCUCUACAAAUGUCACCACCACCACAAACGGUCCAGACAUUAACUCUACACACCUGGAUAUAGCGCUCAACGACACGGGGUCGAAUGGACUGAAUGCGACUUCAGUACAGGCUUUUCAGUCAGAAGUUAGAAGCCGAAUUGUAUCAGAGGGCAAGGAUGCGCAUUCUCAACCGAGAGGACUGUACACGGCGCCUCGCGGCUACACGCCCUCGCAAGCCACAGGAAAUCAAGGAGUGUUUGGGCAAGCAUCUGCUACCCGUUCGGACGAUGGAGAGCAUAUCUAUGAUACGUCGGUGCCAGUUGCCAACGAUCAAAGCCAAUCAAAAGAUGUGCAUCGCACGGCCACAGCUGCGGGGAAAGAGCGCCAGUCUGCACAGGCAGCGGAGGAUGGUACCCGACUAUCUUCACUUGCUGCCCCGGCGGCCCCCGCAUCCUCCGCUACCUACAAGAGGGGACAGCGCACUGAUAAAAACUGACCAGGCCCUGAAACUCGCUCCUCGGUUGAAGUAGUGUUGGAAGAAGUACAGACGCCGCGGGUCGGACAUGUAAUAAUCUCCAUGGAACUGUGGAACGCGGAGGAUGCUAUCUUUGGAGGAUGCGCACACUUAAUGCACGUACACAAACUUCUUGAUAACACUCUAUAAGGCCCUCACGUCAUACAUCAAAUAUAUGUAUUACAACAGGAAUACACAGCUGACAUUGAUGCCACGAUUUUUUGUUUUCUGUUUUGCCGUUUAAUUCUCACUGGCCUACGAUUCUGUUGCCUUAUUGCACGUCCUUGUAAUGACUUGAUAGCAAGGCCGAUAAUGCUGUAGGCUAUGGAAUUUUAGGAACUCGAUGCAUAUGGACUUCUCUAUGAUGAUCUAAUGGUCACCGAAGGCAAUUGUUACUAAAAGGACGGUUGCAUUUUAAAACAAGAGACAUGCAAAUAGGCUAUCACAUAAACUAAUAGUAUAUUUAAGGAAAAAAAUAUUUUCAGCGGUGUAACAAACGCUUUUCACAUUGCAUUUGGUUUAACAUAUCUUCGU
Messenger RNA from Sardina pilchardus (European sardine), 1677 nucleotides. RefSeq names its product putative transmembrane protein INAFM2. The transcript has a single exon. Bases 403 to 1125 code for a protein of 240 amino acids. The record is from RefSeq and is a predicted model, not a curated record. Lineage: Eukaryota; Metazoa; Chordata; Actinopteri; Clupeiformes; Clupeidae.